Molecule: messenger RNA, 1239 nt
Organism: Exophiala dermatitidis NIH/UT8656
Lineage: Eukaryota; Fungi; Ascomycota; Eurotiomycetes; Chaetothyriales; Herpotrichiellaceae
Product: Fe-containing alcohol dehydrogenase
Exons: 1
Coding region: 1-1239 (412 amino acids)
Cellular component (GO): mitochondrion
Molecular function (GO): alcohol dehydrogenase (NAD+) activity; metal ion binding
Source: RefSeq, a predicted model, not a curated record
AUGAGCUUUGCGUACGGCAUCGAUCACCUGGAACCAGCCUUCUCCGACCGGGAUAUACCGUUUAUAAGCUAUGGGCUCCGCUUCGACGAAGCAUGCGGCUAUCACGUCGAGAACACGCUCCAAGCAAGCCGCGUGUACAUUAUAGCAUCGAAAUCACUGUCCACCAACACCCCCGCCCUGAAACGUCUACAACAUGCCCUGGGAGACAAAGUCGUGGGUGUCCGAAUCGGAAUGGCCCCGCACACCCACUGGAACGAGGUUCUUGAGGUGGCGCAGGACGCGGCGCCCAAGAAUCCCGACUGUAUCGUGACUCUCGGGGCCGGGUCGCUCACGGACGCAGCCAAGGUGGUGGCAUGGAUGCUGGCCAACGACAUCACCACGUCUGAAGGGAUGGAGACGCUCGCGACAUCAGGCAAGGACUUCAAGCCGCCUGUGAUCAGACACGUCGCGAUCCCCACCAGUCUGUCGGGUGGCGAGUAUCAGGCAAUGGCGGGCGUGACGCGAGAUGACGGGAGUCAAUUAAAGCAACCGUUUUUUGCGCCUCCACGCAACCCCAGCCUGGUGGUACUGGAUCCCGAAUUGAGCACGACGACUCCCGAACGGAUCUGGCUCAGCACGGGUGUCCGGGCCGUUGACCACUGUGUCGAGACGCUGUGCAGUCUGCUUUCCAACGAGAGAGGCGACGCCGAGGCCGAAAAGGGUCUGUUGAAGUUGGUUCCGUCGCUGAUUCGCACCCAUCGCGACCCGCGUGAUUUGACUGCCCGCUUCGAGUCCAUGAGGCGCGUUAUCGAGGCCAUGAGCGCCGUGAGCAGUGGCGUGCCCUUGGGUGCGAGCCACGGUAUUGGACACCAAUUGGGUCCUUUGGGCGUGGGCCACGGCGAGACGAGCUGUAUCUUACUGCCCGCGGUGUGUAAGUGGAAUGCAAAGGCCGGGGCCAACAUUGACCGGCAAAAGUACUGCAAGCAAGUGCUCCUUCGGUCGCCGGUGGUCCAAGAAUUAUUGAGGGCAAAAUACGGCGCUGAUCAGGACAAGAUUGACCGUCUCGAUUUGGGAGAUGUUCUCGACGCCAUCUUUAAAGAUCUCGGCAUGCCUCGUUCCCUCAAGGAUGUCGGUGUCGGGAGAGAUAAGUUGGAUGGAUUAGCCGAGAAUAGUUUGAGAGAUCAUUGGUGCCAGACGAAUGCGAAGCCUCUGGUCGAGAAGUCGCAAGUCAUGGAGAUCCUGGAAAUGGUGGUGGAGUAA